Messenger RNA from Pedinophyceae sp. YPF-701, 561 nucleotides. The record is from the annotation of a GenBank genome assembly. NCBI's taxonomy places the organism in Eukaryota, Viridiplantae, Chlorophyta, Pedinophyceae.
AUGAGCGUGGAAGGGGCGUCGACGGUGGGCGCAGCGGCCGCCAUCGCCGGCAGCACGGCGUUUGCGGGUGCACGGGCCAGUGACGCCCCGGAAACGGAGCCCGGGGUGACCCGUGUGGGGUACUUCAGCGCGGGAGGGCUGGUGUUCAAGGACAACGUCGAGGUACUGGCGGUGCCGGACCCGAAGGUGAAGGGGGUGACGGUCUACCUGUCGUCGAUGCAGCGGCCGCUGACCGACCGCAUCAAGCGCCUGGAUUGGUUUUCAGACCCCACGCAGACGUCGCUGGCGGUGGCGCUGACGGGGCCGAUCUCGCUGGACGAGAACAUCAGCUACGGGGAGGGCGGCGAGGAGGUCUUCUCGGCGAAGAAGAGCCUCCUGUUCAAGAGUCUGCGCGUGCGGCGCAUUUACGACAAGACCAACAAAGCCCUGGUGUACGUGGCGUACUCCACGCGCCUCUCGCAGGACACGAACGAGCAGAACUCGCGCUUCCGAACCUCCGUCGCGGUGCUCCCGCUGCACCGGACCGUAGAUGGACACCUGGGCAGUACGCACAGGCAGUGA